GACACUGACAUUCAUUGUUCAUGGCCAAGUACACUGAUUCUAGGUUUAUAAUGAAAAUUAUUAUCAUAAUAUAUCUAUUUUUUAUUUCUUCUACAUCUUCAAUAAUUGUGGAAUUAUUUCAGUCAAUUUAUGGACAGUAUCUACAACAAGGAAUACCCUUUAGGGAAAAUACUUAUUUAGGUAAUAAACCAAUACUACGUGAGUAUGAUUUUAUUGUCAUUGGAGCAGGUCCUGGAGGCAGUGUUGUUGCAAACCGUUUAUCAGAACAGUCAAAUUGGUCAGUAUUAUUAUUAGAAGCAGGUCAAGAUGAAUCUGUAUAUACAGAUAUACCAGGAGCAAUGAGAUUAUUACAAGACACAGAGUAUAAUUGGGGUUAUACUGCUGAACCUGCGAAAAAUGGUUGUUUUGGUUCUAAAGAUAAUCGUUGUCCGUGGCCAAAAGGAAAAGGCAUGGGAGGAUCAUCAAUAAUAAAUGCUAUGUUUUACACAAGAGGAAAAAAAGAAGAUUAUGAUACAAUUGCAGCACUAGGAAAUGAUGGUUGGGCUUAUAAUGAUGUAUUGCCUUAUUUUUUGAAAUCUGAAAACAAUUCUAUACCAGAAUAUCAAAACUCACCAUUCCAUUCACAAAAAGGAAAUUUACAUGUUGAACGAGUUAGAUAUCAUUCACCACUUGCUGACAAAUUUAUAGAAGCUGGCGGAGAAUUAGGAUUAAAAAAAAAUAUUGAUUACACAGUUGAUCCGGACUAUGGAGUAUCUCAUUUACAAGCCACAACUCUAAAUGGACAUAGAGUAAGUGCAUCUAAAGCCUAUAUUCGCCCAGUUAAGAAUCGUCAAAAUCUUCAUGUGGCUAUAUUCAGUCAAGUAACAAGAAUACUUAUUGAUCCAAAGACUAAAAAAACAGUUGGAGUAGAAUUUAUUAAAAAAAGAAAACAUAGAAUAGUAUAUGCUAAAAAAGAAGUUAUUUUAUCUGCUGGUGCCAUUAACUCUCCACAAUUAUUAAUGUUAUCAGGAGUUGGACCAAAAAAUCACUUAAAUAAUCUUGGUAUACCAGUAAUCCAAGAUUUACCAGUAGGACAAAAUUUACAAGAACACUACGGCACAGUUGCAUUGGAAUUCUUAGUAAACCAAACAGGUCCAUCACUCAACAAGCAAGCUUUAUCAAAUAUUUAUUUAUUUGAAGAAUGGUUUAAAUAUGGCAGAGGACCACUUACAGCACCAAAUGGAGUAGAUGGUUUAGGUUAUAUAAGAUCACCAUCCGGUAAAGAUGUUGAAUUAAUAUUUGCUCCUUUAUCAGAAAAACCAAAUACAUUCCUCAUCGCUACCUUAUUAUUACAACCAGAUGCCCGUGGAAGUGUAACUUUGAAAAAUAACAACUCAUUGCACCCACCUAUUAUGUCUUAUGGUUAUUAUGACAGUAAUACUGAUUUAGAAGAUAAUGUAUAUGCACUUAAAUAUGCAGUAAAAUUGGUAGAAGAAACACAAGCAUUUAAAGAUGUUUCAGCAAAACUGAACCCAGAACCAUACCCAAAAUGUAGCCACAUUGAAUUUAGAUCAGAUGAUUAUUGGGUAUGUUUAUCGAAACACUUGACAAACACUUAUCAUCACCAAUGCGGUACAUGCAGAAUGGGCGAUGUUGUCAAUAAUGAAUUACAAGUAAUUGGUAUCCAAGGAUUAAGAGUAGUAGACAGUUCAGUACUUCCACAUAUUCCUAGUGCACAUACUUACGCCCCAACUUUAAUGGUUGGGGAAAAAGCGUCAGACAUGAUUCGAAGUUAUUGGUCAAACAGACAAUGACAAAUUCAAUAAACUAUUUAUUUAUUUAUUUAAUUAUACUUAAUAUCAAUGUAGAUACAAGUCCAUGCAAAUGUCAUCACUUACCAGAAACAAUUAGAGCUUUGUUAGGUCCAACAGUGUGUAUUUGUCCCAUUUUUGUAUAUUAUUAAUAAAUGUUUUUAUGUUUCUUAACAUACAACCAUAAAUACAACAAUUUUAUGUAUAAAAUAGAA
This is a messenger RNA of Rhopalosiphum maidis (corn leaf aphid), 2005 nucleotides long. Its product is annotated as glucose dehydrogenase [FAD, quinone]-like. The record is from RefSeq and is a predicted model, not a curated record. The transcript has 3 exons. Bases 21 to 1793 code for a protein of 590 amino acids. Gene Ontology annotation, molecular function: oxidoreductase activity, acting on CH-OH group of donors; flavin adenine dinucleotide binding. Lineage: Eukaryota; Metazoa; Arthropoda; Insecta; Hemiptera; Aphididae.